GCAUUCCUUCCUGUGUGCUUUCCAGGUAGCGUGUGCAAUGAUGGCCACAGGAACAAGAUCCCACUUCCAACAUUUUUAUCAACUGCCUUAGCUCUACUGGGAAAUCAUCAAGAGGCUGCAGGCUUUGAAUUCAGCUGUGGGUGCCUCCAGACUGCCACUAUUUUGCAGGAGUGUUUCAAGCAAGUACUGUACUGUGAAUUUUGGUUUGUGUAAUCAAAGGGGAUUUAAGUGCUCAGUUGCAUGGGCAUAGCCGGGGAGGGGGGCAGGGGACAGCUGCUCCCUAAAAUCAAAUAAAUAAAUAAAUAAAAAUAUUUAGCUAACAGCUCGGUUCUACCCCUCCCCUUCAACAUCAAGCCUGGCUAUGGCCAUGUUCGGUUGCCCUUGUGCAACAAAUCCACUUUAGAAGUGAAAUGGACUUUGGGACAGUUUGGAAAGUGAUGCAUUGAAAAAUGCAUUGAAAAAUAUGGGAUGAAUGAAUGAGCAAAUGAAGAGAGCUGCUCAUUGUUGUAUAGCCUCCCUGAAAACAAAUCAAAACAAAUGCUCAAUAAAGACCGGGUAUAGUAUGACCUCUGUGUAAGCUCUGCAUAUAAAGAUCAGGAUGAAUGCUCCAUAAGUAGAGUUGCUUAGAGGAGCUCAGUGUCUUCCUAUAGCUAAAAUGUGACCAAACUGCUAGCAAAUUACAACUGUGGAAUGAAUACUAGCAGGAUUAUACGCACCCUUUGCUGGUAAUAUGUGUUAAAAGUUUCCUGCACUUAAGGCACAGAUAGGACACUAACAAAUUGUUUGGUUUGGCCCAAGGAGUCUUCCAUUUCUGUUCCAGUCACUGGCCAUUAGCAUCCUAGGCAGGAAAGGUUUGUGAGUUUAUGCUGGCAGCAGAAGAGUACAGGAAGCAUUUAUUGUCAGUUCCUGAGCAGUGUUUUGAUUAUAAAUUAAUCUCUUGAGAUAUUACGGCAGCUGCAAAUGGUUAAUGAGUAUCAUAAUACUACCUGCUUCUUUUCCUUGUCCAAAGGCCAGUUGGGUCCCUGAGCCUAUAAAACUCUGACGGAGCGCUGGAGCAGACCUACCCAACACUUGAGACUGAGGCAAUCUGCAAAGAUGUCCAAGAUCUUCUCAUUUCUCCGCUUGCUUGUGCUCUUGCUGGGCUUUGCCUUCAUCUGCCUAGGAGCCUAUUGCUUCUCUACAAGUGCCUCUGCCUGCAAGUGCAAUAGUUUGCCUAUUGCCUACUUCCUAUUACCCUUGGGUUUCUUUUUUCUCAUCUCUGGGAUUUUCUGGAGCACUUAUCAUGAAGCUAGUAAGCACAAGGGCUUAUUCCACACCCUUAUGCAUGGAAGUCCCAGACUUCAAGAGACACAGAUUAGUACCAUAGACAGGCCUGACUUCUACCCACCAUCAUACGAAGAUAGCACUGAUCCCGAAAAGCAGACUUUUGCACUGCCCAUCUGCCCCCAGGAGCAAGUCAAGGACAUGUACAACAUACCUCCACCUCUUUACACAGAGAGCAGCCUGGAAUUCCUGGAGGAAGCCAGCCCUCAGGAACAGCGGCCGCCUUCGUAUGAAGUCUCCGUGUGGCAGGCUGCAGAACAUAACUUGACCACGCGUGAAGAGCCUUGCUGCACAUCCGUGUCACAGGCCAGCUGCUGAGGGAACAGCCUGCCAGAGGACGUGAGGCGGAGAUAAGCUGUGCCUGCUAUUUUGGGAGAGUGGCUGGGGUUAAUGCACAGGAUUCAAAGUGUAGUCGAAGUGAAGAGAGGCAAGCACUGUUCUAUGCAAUGGAGUGAAGACAGUAACUGCAGUAACUGACAGAAAGCCUGAGUAAAGUUGCUAAAGUUUUGAAGAAUGUUGCUGAGUCCAGUCCAGUAUUGCUGGCUAGCUGCAAUAACUGGGUAUGUUUGUUUACAUUGUUGUAGCUUUAUUCUGCCUAUGCUAGGGUCAGGCCUUGCUGUCAUUUCCUAUCCUGUAAAGAUCAACAACAGUAGCAGGAGGAAGUGCCCGUCAGAGGGAGGGACCUUCUCAAAGGAAUGACAAAAGAAACCCCCAGGCAAAGCACUGUUGAAUGAGGCAUGCACUCACACACACACACACAGACACACACACACAGAGAGAGAGAGAGAGAGAGAGAGAGAGAGAGA
This is a messenger RNA of Podarcis raffonei (Aeolian wall lizard), 2129 nucleotides long. It is a transcript of the gene TMEM252, whose product is annotated as transmembrane protein 252. The transcript is spliced from 2 exons. The record is from RefSeq and is a predicted model, not a curated record. Bases 1096 to 1641 code for a protein of 181 amino acids. Lineage: Eukaryota; Metazoa; Chordata; Lepidosauria; Squamata; Lacertidae.